Molecule: messenger RNA, 1506 nt
Organism: Naegleria gruberi
Lineage: Eukaryota; Heterolobosea; Eutetramitea; Acrasida; Naegleriidae
Exons: 1
Coding region: 1-1506 (501 amino acids)
Source: RefSeq, a predicted model, not a curated record
AUGUAUCAGGUAGAAUUUGAGAGAAUUCAGAAUGAAUUUAAUUGUAAAAUUCCAUUUAUUUUGAAGGAAUUAUUAAUGAUGACUAGACAUUUCAAUGAUGAAUCGAAUGGUGGCACCUAUUCCUAUUCACAAUAUCCAGCACAUUGGUUCAAUCCAAUCAAGUCAUGGAAGAAGGAGGGAAAUAUUGUAAGAAUUAGUAAUUGUGUUGGCCUAGUUCCAAAUGGAAAGUAUAAUAAUUUAUUGCUUUUAAUUUCAGAGUUUAGUUCAGAGGUAGAUUUGAAUUAUUCACUUUUUUAUCCAAAUUCUUCCUUGUUUAAGAUUCAGGGUGAUAGUUUUCCAAAGUAUUGCAAAUUGGAUUUUAAUAGAGGUUUUGCUUACUCCACUUCUAAUAUAACAUCCAUUCCUCUAGCUCUUUGUGCUCUGAAAUAUUUCACAACAAUUGACCUUUCUCCAAGGAGGAUUUCUCUUUUAAUUUCAAGAUUUUCUCCAGAUUUAUUCAGUAAUAAGGAAUUCCUUUGGAAAGCUGUCAAUAUUUACUACAAGAUUGGAGAGCAAAUACCUGAAACCCUUCUCAAUGAUAGAGAUUUUUGUCUCAGAUUGGUCAGAUCACACGGUAAAGCACUAAAGUAUUGCACCAAAUUUGUGAAAGAUAAGGAAAUUGUAACUCAAGCUCUGAAACAAAAUGGAUUUGCUAUCAAGUAUAUCAGUUCACAAUAUCUGAGAUACAAUCAAGACUUGUUAGAAAUUGCUGUCGAAAGCAAACCAUUCUCUUUGAAUUAUGUUCAGAAUUCGACUCGUAAUUUCAAAUCAAUGGUCAUCAAAGCACUCCAAAAUAUGAAAGAAAUGACCACUAUACCACUAUUCGUGGAUAAUGAUGAGUUUCUACAAGAUAAGGAGAUUGUGGAAAUAAUUUUAAUGAAAAAUCCUAAACUCAUGGAACAAAUGCCAAAUAUUUGGAGGGAAUGUAGACCUCUAGCAAGAAAGAUGCUUUCAACUAAAUCUUCUAUAACUGGCUUUUCUCAAAAAGUAAUUGAGGAUCCAAGAUUUUUCAAAAUGGUUGCCGAAACUAAACCAACUUUGCUUAUAGAAGAGAAAAAAGACACUUCCAAACUUGUGAAAAAAGUAAUGAAUGCAUGGGGCUUACAAUUCAACCAUAGAGAUGAUGAAGAAACCAUGACCAAAAUUCUAGAACUAGCAAGAAAGAAUCCAGAUAUUUAUUCAUUCAUGUUACAAAUGCCUCGUUUUGGUUGUGGGUAUUCUGAUUCAUUGCGAUUUACAUUUCUGAAAGAGGGAGUUUCACAUGAUCCUCUCAUUAUUUGUAAUAAGCGAGUAAGGAAUAUUGUAAGCCUGAUUGAUUUGGAACAACAAGAAGAAAUUCUCAAAAUAUUCCUUAAUAAUAGGGAUAACUCAAAAACAAUUUCAGUCACCCUUUCAUUUGAUAAGCAGCUUUUAAAAAAAUAUGCAUUGGAGGGAUACAAGAAGGGAAUUAAAUUGUGCAAAUAUUAA